Messenger RNA from Aplosporella prunicola CBS 121167, 3478 nucleotides. RefSeq lists its product as uncharacterized. The coding region runs from base 271 to 3300 and encodes 1009 amino acids. Gene Ontology annotation, molecular function: GTPase activator activity; syntaxin binding; myosin II binding. Lineage: Eukaryota; Fungi; Ascomycota; Dothideomycetes; Botryosphaeriales; Aplosporellaceae. The record is from RefSeq and is a predicted model, not a curated record. The transcript is spliced from 4 exons. Gene Ontology annotation, biological process: establishment of cell polarity; regulation of protein secretion; regulation of exocytosis. Gene Ontology annotation, cellular component: plasma membrane; cytoplasm.
UUCACUGUGAAUCUCGGUUGACAGUGACGGACGUUAAAAUCCAUUGUCUUGAUGGUCGGGUGCUUUCCGAGUUGGGCAUCGGCCGAUGCAGAUGACGUGCCACUGCCGCCUUAUCCAGGGUCCAUGGAAUCCGCCGACAAGGCUCCCGCUCCAAGCCCCACGACGCAAGGCCAGCAGCACCGCCGCCCGCACCCACCUGCGCGCAGCAAGUCCACCGACCACCGCCCACAACUGUAGUAGUAGUAGUAGUAGUCACAGUAGCAGUCCGCCAUGGCGCAUCUGCUACGAGGGAAGCAGACGGGCAUUCAGAACGACCUCUCCGCAGGCAUUACCCAAGACCUGUUCCUGCUCGACCAUAUCAACCGUUACGGCAUCAACUCUCAGAUUUCCCAGAUCGCAUACGAUCCAGUUCAGUCCUUAAUCGCGGUUGGAACGAACAAUACACAAUUCGGCCAUGGCCAGAUCCACGUCUUCGGCGAAGGUCGCAUCAGCGUCGUCUUCAAGCUUCCAGCCAAGGACAGCCCGUCCGUAAAGACACUGCAAUUUUGCGCCAAUAAGCUUGUCUGCCUUGAUUCCAAAAAUGACCUUUCCAUAUUCUCUUUGGAGACCAAGACACUGCUGGCGUCACACUCGCCGCCGGGUACUGUAACUGCGCUGCACACAGACCCCACACUGGAUUACGCAUUGCUGGGAAUGCAGAACGGCGAUGUCUUGGCAUACGACAUGGACCGCGAGGCACUUGCUCCUUUUAGACUGCCCUACUUCUGGAAAGACUUCGACUCUCGAGCUCGCUACUCACCAGUCGUAACGCUGUCUCUGCACCCCCGAGACAUCGGGAAACUUUUGAUUGGUUACAAUGAGGGUGCCGUCACAUACUCAUUUAAGCAGAACCAAGCGCAGAAGUUCUUCCGCUAUGAGGUACCACCUGGUGCCCCUGGUGGAGACUCUGAUGCGUCGUCGAUCAACAUUGCGCGGAGACCUAGACUGACACACGCUGUCUGGCAUCCAACUGGCACUUUUAUCUUAACCGGCCAUGAAGACAACAGUCUUGUUGUAUGGGAUCCCAAGGACGGCCGAAUCGUCAUGGCUCGGACGCUUCAUGACGCGAACAUCAAUAAACCCGGAGCCGGCAGCAAGACUCUUGACGAAGCCUCGGACACAGCUCCUCUCAAGGAACCCAUUUUCCGGAUAGCCUGGUGUGCCAAUGGAUCGGACCCUGAUGACACGGCGCUACUUGUCGCUGGCGGCGGUUCCACCGCUAUGCCAACAAAGGGUCUUACGUUAUUCGAGUUAGGACGGACUCCAAUCUACAACACCUCAUCCUGGCAAGUGCUGUCCGACCAUUUCGAGAACCCCAAACGCCAGAGAAUUCUGCCAACACCUCCCAAUGCUGAAGUCGUUGAUUUUUGUUUGAUACCCCGGACGUCGCCCCAUUAUGCUGGCGCACACGAUCCUAUUGCCAUACUUGCUCUGUUGUCUUCCGGAGAAAUUGUCACUCUGAGCUUCCCUAGCGGACUGCCCAUAUCCCCAACCAACCAACUUCAUGUUUCCAUGACUUUUGUUCACCCCUUCGUCAACCGCGUUAGCCUUGCGUCUGUUGACAGAACCAGAUGGCUCGGAAUGGUUGAAAAACGCUCCCGCGGCCCAGCAAUACUGAAGGGCGGUGCUGCGGGCAAACUACCAUUGAAGCAUUUCGAGCAUCGUAACAUCAUCCAAACGGCUCAUGCAGACGGUAGCAUCAGACUAUGGGAUGCAGGCCACGGAGAUGAAAUUGAAAACGAAUCUGUUCUCCAAGUCGACUGCGCUCGAGCUGUGGGUAGGAUUGAAGGAGUCGAGGUUGCCCACCUGUCACUGUCUGGUGCCACUGGCGAGCUUGCUGCUGGCUUCAGAAGUGGCGAGGUUGCCGUUUUCCGUUGGGGCACCAAUCCCAAAGUUGGAAGCGAGCCUCCACCAGCGGAAGGUAACAAACCGCAUGUUUUGACUGACAUAACUCCUCGAAGGGACCCUGCGCUGGCGGAAGGCCUCAUGCCAUUCACCCUUCUAGACGAGCAGAAUGGCGCAGUCUCAGCAUUGAAGCUCUCGGAUGUUGGGUUUGUUGCUGCUGGCUUCGAAGGUGGCAGCCUCGCAAUCAUCGACCUAAGGGGCCCUGCUAUUAUCUACCAGGCAAAUGUGCAAGACUUCAUCAAACAAGACAAACGCGGUAGCUUCCGGAGAAGCAGCAACGCAAGUGGUCCCAAGCUUGAGUACCCCACCUGCAUGGAGUAUAGCGUCAUGACGCUUGAGGACGAAGAUUAUUCCAGCAUCCUCCUCCAUGUGGGUACUAACCUGGGACAUCUUGCUACCUUCAAGCUCCUCCCAGACCCCAGUGGCCGCUACACGGUGCAAUUCGUUGGCUCCGUUCACCUUGACGAUCGCAUUAUAAGCAUUUCACCUAUAAAGGUCGAGACUUGCGCUCCCGCUUAUGCCACGCAACGCGCGGUUGCCGGUUUGCGUGAGGGCGUCAAGACUAACGGAGUUCUCGUUGUCGUCACCUUCACUGGAGCUCGCAUUUUCAAGCCAGCCACCCACAAGGGUGCCAGCAAGUCGUGGGACGAAUUCCUCUGCGACCGCGCAAUGGUAGCCAGGUUUGAAGACUCGGGGUACGCACUGCUUGGAUUAUUCGGUGACGGCUAUGUCCGCGCCUACAGCAUUCCUGCGCUCAAGGAAAUUGGCUCCACGAAAAUCGACCACGUCUUUGAUACCCGUCGCUUCGGCGAAUCCAACAUCACUUCAACUGGCUUGUUGCUGGGCUGGAAUGGUCCUGCAGAAAUGGCGAUGGUCAAUAUAUGGGGUACAGGACAAGAUAUGGUAUCUCGCGGCAGCCUCGACAUGCUGUACAACCCCAACAUGUUGAUCCCGCCGCGACCCACCAUCUCAAAUCUGCAGUGGAUCUCAGGCACUCAGCACAUAACGCCUUCUGAUCUGGACCUACUGAUCGGUGGUCCUGAUCGCCCGCCCUCGAAGCGCAUGCUCGACCAGCAGCGCUCCGAGGAACGCCAGCGCUACGACGCCGAGCGCGCAGCCAAAAACCCGGCAGGCCAGGGUCAAGCUGGCAGCUCCUCAGGCGAGCAGGACGAGGGCUAUUGGGCGUACCUGCAGCGGCAGAUGAACGAGCGCACGGAGCGACUGGGCAUCAUGGACGACAAUAUGGAGAGGCUGGAGAACAACAGCGCGGGAUGGGCGAACGACGUGCAGAAGUUUGUGCAGAAGCAGAAGCGGGGCUUUGUCAUGGGGGCCGUGAAGUCGAAGUUUGGUAUCUAGGUUGUGAGAGGCGAGGGCUUGCUUGUAGAGAGGACGCGGGCGUCCGAAUAAGGCUGUCCGGCUGCUUGCUUGCUUGCUUGCCUGCUUGCUUUCUUUUUAGGGACGGAUGGGUGGGUGAAUCAUCUUGGGUGCGUUUGGCGGGUGGGAUAUGAUACAUUAUGGAUGGUUUCUUUCUCUG